This is a messenger RNA of Penicillium brevicompactum, 372 nucleotides long. RefSeq lists its product as uncharacterized. The record is from RefSeq and is a predicted model, not a curated record. The coding region runs from base 1 to 372 and encodes 123 amino acids. The transcript has 3 exons. NCBI's taxonomy places the organism in Eukaryota, Fungi, Ascomycota, Eurotiomycetes, Eurotiales, Aspergillaceae.
AUGGAUGAAGGGAUGAAGAGAAGAAUGCCGAGUCAGAAAAGUAAUAUCGACGGGGGAUGGAACCAAUCGUAUAUCAAAGAGCAGUGGGAAGAACUUCUUACCUCUCUGGAUGCACAGUUUGAAAAGUGUUUCUUCCAAAAUCCUAAAGAUAUCGGAACUGGGGAUUUACAGCGCAAGCUUAAGAAUUCAAAGAUUACCUGGCUAUGUUGCGACAUUGCAUGGAUUCUCGAGGAACUAACUCUCGAAGAAACAAUCAAUUUUUAUUGUGCAAGCUUCGAAGAUGGAGUCCUAAGUUGUGGCCAGAAGACCAACUUCGACGCAAUCCGAACGACUCUAAUGGGUACUACGAUCACUUACCCCUCCUCUUUUUAA